AUGUUGAAGAGUCUGCGUAACCGUGUGAAGCGUGAGAAUGAGCCACGUGUGUUGAUAGUAGGCCUUGACAAUGCGGGCAAGACAACACUGCUGAACACACUGGGUGAGAAUGACGAGCCGGUGGAGGGAAAGACCGCGCCGGCGGCACCGGAGGGACCAACGCAGGGAUUUAACAUCAAGACACUUGUGCGUGGCGGUAAACGUGCGAAGUUGUGUGAUCUCGGCGGCCAGCGGGCACUGCGGGAGUACUGGCAGGACUACUACAACAACACCGACUGCAUUAUGUACGUUGUGGACUCCUCCGACCACCGCCGAUUAGAGGAAUCGCAUGCGGCCUUUGUGGAUGUCCUCAACGGCAUUCCCGCCGUGCCGGUGUUGGUGUUUGCGAACAAACAAGAUCUCGCCACGGCCCGCGAUGCCCAGACAGUAGCGGAGGCACUCCAUCUGCAGGAGUUCCGCGAUCGCAAGUGGCACAUUCAGGGAUGCAGCGCCAAAUCGGGUGCUGGUCUUGAGGACGGUGUCGCGUGGAUAUUUAACACGUGCACCGUGUGA
Messenger RNA from Trypanosoma theileri, 552 nucleotides. RefSeq names its product putative ADP-ribosylation factor-like protein. The coding region runs from base 1 to 552 and encodes 183 amino acids. Gene Ontology annotation, cellular component: cytoplasm; microtubule cytoskeleton. The transcript has a single exon. The record is from RefSeq and is a predicted model, not a curated record. Gene Ontology annotation, molecular function: GTPase activity; GTP binding. NCBI's taxonomy places the organism in Eukaryota, Euglenozoa, Kinetoplastea, Trypanosomatida, Trypanosomatidae. Gene Ontology annotation, biological process: cilium assembly.